Molecule: messenger RNA, 1986 nt
Organism: Volvox carteri f. nagariensis
Lineage: Eukaryota; Viridiplantae; Chlorophyta; Chlorophyceae; Chlamydomonadales; Volvocaceae
Exons: 10
Coding region: 1-1986 (661 amino acids)
Source: RefSeq, a predicted model, not a curated record
AUGCCGGAAAUCGACGAGAACCAGCUGAUGUGGCUGGAGGAGGACGUGGAUGAAGAAGAACCGCGCCAGGAGCGACGAUCCUUGCAAACCGCCCAGCUGGGCGAGGCCAACGCAAAUGGAGAGCGCGAACACAGCGCAGCCAUCUCCGCGCUAGAGGACGAGCUGCAACGUACCCGUAAGGAGCUCAUGGACGUCCGAAGGGAGCUCGCAGCAAAGACCGUCCAGUUAUCUCGCAAGGAGGUCAUCGUCUCCCAGGAGAAGGUCGCGGAGCUGGCAGCCAACGUCGCCAGCGAGAAGGACAAGCAGCUGGCAAGUCUGGCGGCACAUGUGGAGCAGCUGGAGGUAGCGCUGGGGCAGAAGGAGGAGGAGCUUGAGGAGAGCAGGCGGCUCUACAAUGCGCAGAAGAGGGCGCUACGAGAGGCUUUGGCGACGGCGGCCGAGGCAGAGGCGGCGGAGCGGCAGGCUGAUGAGGCGCGGGCCCGAACCGCCGUGGCGCAGGUGGUUGAGGACGAGCUUGAUCGGCUGCAGCACGAGCUGGCGCUACUGCAGGCCCGGUACGAUCUGGAGAUGCGGGCUCGGGAUGCCGAGUUGCAGUCCCUCAGGACAGAGCUUCAGGCCGCUAACACGAGCAGGAAGCAGGCAAUAGCCGCUGCCGAGGCCGCCCUGACCGAGGCCUGGCAGGCUGAGCUGGGCCGGGCUACAGAGGAUGCCACAGCCCGGGUCGCGCAGCUGGAGGCGGAGGUGGCCAGAGUACGACAGCAACUGGAGGAGCAGGCCAGGGGCUCCGACACGAUGGACUUGGCGGGUGAGCUGGCCUCCCUGAACCAGCAGAAGGUGGCCAUUCAGCGGGAGUUUGACGCCUUCCGCGAGAUGGCCACCACCGCCGCCCGGGAGCACCGGGAGGCGGCGGCGCGGCUGCUGGAGGAGAAUGCGGCGCUCAAGAGCCGGCUGGCCGCCAGGGCCUUUCAGGACGUGCAAGCGGGGCUCAGGCCGCAGUCCAAGGUGUUUUCCGCCCGCACUGGUUCCCCGGGGUCUCCCCUCGGUCCGGGUCCGGGCACCUCCGGCGGCGGCACUGGGCUGCUGGGCUCGGGGGGGGGCUGGGUGGACCAGCUGCCGGAGCUGCUGGCGCACCUGGAGAGACAGAGGAAGGGUUUGGCCCCCAUGUUAGUCCUUGGCGGUGUGGUGCUGCUGUUCCUGCUGGUGGCGGUCGUUCGUGCGGCUGUUGCCACCCGGGCGGAGCACAGCGGGGGCCUCUGCUUCCUGGCGCAUCUGGGCAUCAAUGUUGGCCCGGGUUGCGGUCCCAAGCAUCCACACUCUGUGGCGGAUGCCGCCGGAGAGGAGCUGGUCCAUUUGAUCGAUCAGGCGCCUAGAGUACAUGACGUGGAGGCGGUUGCGGAGGCGGCGACGGGGGAGGCGGCGAGCGACGGAGCUGGUUCGGCAGCCUCGGUAGAGGGAGUGGCGGCCACGCAGAGCGCGGACACCAAGCGGGCCGUGGAGGUUACCGAGGGGGCGGCUGGGGCGGAGAGCUUGGAGCGGCGCGCGGUGGAGGAAGCGGCGGCCGAUUCCUCCACCGCGACGGCAAUGGCCAGCGACGCCGCCAGGCAGGAGAAUGGCGGCAGCGGCAGCGGCAGCGCCAAACUUUUGGAUUCUGCCGUGCAAGACGUACUGCUGCAUCAAAAUCCCCGGGUGGCUGGGGCGGCCUCGACGGCUGUUGCAGGGCUGGCGGAGGGGGGUGGGGCCGGCGAUGUGGCUGCGAACAUUGGAGCAGUAACGGCUGGCACGGGCCAGGGGGAAGAGGAGGGCGCCGCGGCGGCGGCACGGCGGCGUCUCCAUCAUCAUCAGCAGCAACAUUCAAUUGGGGUGAAGAAAGGGGAGGAGGAAAAGGGCCAGAAAGAGAACCUAGGGACGGUGCGGCGACACAGCCAGCGGAUGUUGCGGUCCGGCUUGGCAGUGGCGACUAGAGAUCGGCACCUUGGGGCCCGGUAA